Messenger RNA from Cebus imitator (Panamanian white-faced capuchin), 1782 nucleotides. RefSeq names its product beta-1,4-N-acetyl-galactosaminyltransferase 2 (gene B4GALNT2). Lineage: Eukaryota; Metazoa; Chordata; Mammalia; Primates; Cebidae. The transcript has 9 exons. Gene Ontology annotation, biological process: UDP-N-acetylglucosamine metabolic process; UDP-N-acetylgalactosamine metabolic process. The record is from RefSeq and is a predicted model, not a curated record. Bases 129 to 1430 code for a protein of 433 amino acids.
CCAAGCUUCCUGCACCUGCCCUGCUGCCUGACAAUUUGCCCGGGUCGGUGCCAGGACGGGGCAGUCGCCGGCCUUGCUGCUAGUCUCCGCGAGGUCCGGCCGUCCGUCCGAGGGCGGCGGGAUUCGGGAUGACUUCGGGCGGCUUGAGAUUUCUGCAGCUCCUCAAGAUAUCGGUCCUAAUCUUGGGAUUUAGCGUUGUUGGAUUUAUGCUCAGAGGUGUGUCCCUUCAAGCAGUGUUUAGCAGCCUCAAGCCAGAGCUCACAAGUCCUGCUCAGGGUGUCCAGGAGCUGAAGCUUCUGCCGGAAGAACAUCUCAGGAACCUCUUUACCUACGAUGGAAUCUGGCUGUUCCCGAAAAAUCAGUGCAAAUGUGAAGCCAACCAAGAGCAGGGAAGUUACAACUUUCAGGAUGCCUAUAGCCAGAGCGACCUGCCAGCGGUGAACGUGAGGAGACAGGCUGAAUUUGAACACUUUCAGAGGAGAGAAGGGCUGCCCCGCCCACUGCCCCUGCUGGCCCAGCCCAACCUCCCCUUUGGGUACCCAGUCCACGGAGUGGAGGUAAUGCCCCUGCACACAGUUCCCAUCCCAGGUCUCCAGUUUGAAGGACCCAAUGCUCCCGUCUAUGAGGUGAGUCCUCCUCCCAGCCCACAUGAUACUGCCUGUGCUCUGACCUUAUUUCUUCCUCCAGUGAGUCUGGAGUCCAGAUCUUCAGUGGCCAAGUUUCCAGUGACCAUCCGCAAUCCUGUCAUACCCAAGCUCUAUGACCCUGGACCAGGUAAGGCCCUUGUCCUUGGGGCCCCAUGGUGGCACUCUGUGAAGCUAUUGGAGAAAUUCAGAAGGGAUCUAACCUCAUUUCAUCUACAGGGUUGGUUUGCUGGUAGGAACCUGGCCGUAUCUCAGGUCACCACCAAAUACGUUCUCUGGGUGGACGAUGAUUUUCUCUUCAACGAUGAGACCAAGAUUGAGGUGUUGGUGGAUGUCCUGGAGAAAACGGAACUGGAUGUGGUAGGCGGCAGUGUGCUGGGGAAUGUGUUCCAGUUUAAGCUGUUGCUGGAACAGAGUGAGAACGGGGCCUGCCUUCACAAGAGGACAGGCUUUUUCCAACCCCUGGAUGGCUUCCCCAGCUGCGUGGUGACCAGUGGCGUGGUCAACUUCUUCCUGGCCCACACGGAGCGACUCCAAAGAGUUGGCUUUGAUCCCCGCCUGCAACGAGUGGCUCACUCAGAAUUCUUCAUUGAUGGGCUAGGGACCCUACUCGUGGGGUCAUGCCCAGAAGUGACUAUAGGUCACCAGUCUCGGUCUCCAGUGGCGGACUCAGAGCUGGCUGCCCUGGAAAAGACCUACAACACAUACCGGGCCAACAGCCUUGCCCAGAUCCAGUUCAAGCUGGCUCUCCAUUACUUCAAGAACCACCUCCAGUGUGCCACGUAAAGGUGUGGGAGCAUAGGAGAAGCACUAGGCGGGCUGGUUAUGGUAUCUAUAGCAGUGGAACCAGUGGUUGGGGCCACCAAAAACUGGACUCCUGAUAGAUGAACAUUGUAGCGACCCAGCUGGUGGGUAGGGCAAAGGGAUAUGGCUCAGUUACUGGAAGUACCAAUCAAAGGUGAAGGGUCGUUAGAAAUGAACCAGUCACUGACCAGGGCAGUGGAAACUGUAUUAUUAGCAAUGAUGAUUUUGUACAGUGCCCUGCCUUUUAUGAAGCAUUUGCAUGUACAGUAUGUCACAUCAUCUUAUCUGAACUUACACAAAAGACUACAUUGGUUGGUGUCCUCAUUCAAAAGAA